Jaculus jaculus (lesser Egyptian jerboa) is the source of this 5263-nucleotide messenger RNA. RefSeq names its product leucine zipper and EF-hand containing transmembrane protein 1 (gene Letm1). Lineage: Eukaryota; Metazoa; Chordata; Mammalia; Rodentia; Dipodidae. The transcript has 15 exons. Gene Ontology annotation, cellular component: mitochondrial inner membrane. The record is from RefSeq and is a predicted model, not a curated record. Gene Ontology annotation, molecular function: calcium ion binding; ribosome binding. Gene Ontology annotation, biological process: intracellular monoatomic cation homeostasis. The coding region runs from base 137 to 2431 and encodes 764 amino acids.
GCCGGUGCCGGGUCCUUGAGCUGAGCGCCCGCUUCCGAAGCCAACCGCUUCCGUCAACGGUCCACGCGGGCCGGGCCCAGGCUCCGGGACGGGGAGGAGCCGCAGGCCGCAACCGGAGGCCGCCGCGGCCGGGCACAUGGCGUCCAUUUUGCUCAGGAGCUGCCGGGGCCGGGGGCCCACCCGCCUCGCGCCGUCCCGAGCCGCCUCCCCGCGGGGUAGUCUGAGGGAUCGAGCUUGUCUCAGUUGUACCAGGACCAUGGGGUUGAUAAGCCAUGAAGAAAGACACAAAGAAUAUGGGUGCACCAGGGCCUCUAUCCACUGCAGACAGACUCCAGAUGCAUGCUCCACUCUAAAUUUUCUGUCUAGCUGCUGCACUCCAGCCCACCUUGUGUACCUCUGCUUCAGAGGUAAGCCCCUCAGCUGUUGGACUCCAAGGCUCAAGCUCCGGGGCACUAUGGCAAGGACAACAUGGACACCUGUCUCUGCAGCCUUGGUUAUCACAGGAGCUCAUUACCUUCCUGUACGCAGCUGGCACUCAUCUGCACCCCUCAGUGAUGACUCUAUGGUGGAGAAGUCUCUCAAGUCCUUAAAGGACAAGAACAAGAAGCUGGAGGAGGGUGGCCCUGUGUAUAGCCCACCAGCUAAGGUGGCAGUGAAGAGGUCCCUUGCACAAAAGGUGCUGGAUGAGCUGAAGCACUACUACCAUGGCUUCCGCCUGCUCUGGAUCGACACCAAGAUCGCCGCACGCAUGCUCUGGCGCAUCCUCAAUGGCCACACACUAACCCGCAGGGAGCGCAGGCAGUUUCUCCGGAUUUGUGCUGACCUCUUCCGCCUAGUGCCCUUCCUGGUCUUCGUGGUGGUGCCCUUCAUGGAGUUCCUGCUACCUGUGGCUGUGAAGCUCUUCCCCAACAUGUUGCCGUCCACAUUUGAAACCCAGUCCAUCAAGGAAGAGAGGCUGAAGAAGGAACUGCGGGUGAAGCUGGAGCUGGCCAAGUUCCUUCAGGACACCAUUGAGGAGAUGGCCUUGAAAAACAAGGCAGCCAAGGGAAAUGCCACCAAAGACUUCUCAGCAUUUUUUCAGAAGAUCCGGGAGACAGGAGAAAGACCCAGCAAUGAGGAAAUCAUGCGCUUUUCCAAAUUAUUUGAAGAUGAACUGACCCUGGAUAACCUCACACGGCCUCAGUUAGUGGCACUGUGCAAGCUGCUAGAGCUUCAGUCCAUUGGUACCAACAACUUCUUGCGAUUCCAACUCACCAUGAGGCUGAGGUCCAUAAAAGCUGAUGACAAGCUAAUUUCUGAGGAAGGGGUGGAUAGCCUGACUGUCAAGGAACUGCAGGCAGCCUGUCGGGCACGAGGCAUGCGAGCACUUGGCGUCACAGAAGACCGUCUGAGGGACCAGCUGAAACAGUGGCUGGACCUGCACCUGCAUCAGGAGAUCCCCACAUCUCUGCUUAUACUAUCACGUGCCAUGUACCUCCCAGACACCCUCUCACCGGCUGACCAACUCAAGUCCACACUUCAGACCCUCCCAGAGAUUGUGGCAAAAGAAGCCCAGGUGAAAGUUGCAGAACUCGAGGGCGAGCAGGUGGAUAACAAGGCAAAGCUGGAGGCCACGCUGCAAGAGGAGGCUGCCAUCCAGCAGGAGCACCGAGAGAAGGAACUGGAGAAGGCUGCUGAGGCUGUGAAGGACAUCUUACCAGAAGGAGCAGAAGCUGCCACCUCUGGGAGGCCAGUGGUAGAGCUACAGACAGAGAUCUCUGAUGUGAUCCUACCUUCAGAGGCCCUGAAGGACACGGCACCUGUGCUAGAGGGCUUGAAGGAAGAGGAAAUAACCAAGGAGGAAAUUGAUAUCCUCAGUGAUGCCUGCUCCAAGCUAAAGGAACAGAAGAAGUCCCUGACCAAGGAGAAGGAGGAGCUGGAGUUGCUGAAGGAAGAUGUCCAGGACUACAGUGAGGACUUGCAGGAGAUCAAGAAGGAGCUUUCAAAGACAGGUGAUGAGAAAUAUGUGGAAGAAUCCAAAGCCAGCAAGAGGCUGACAAAGCGCGUUCAACAGAUGAUUGGGCAGAUUGAUGGCAUAAUUGCACAGCUGGAGACGGGUCAGCAGGAUGGCAAGUUGGGCCCAGCUGAGGGCUCACCCACAGGGGAGAACGUCGUCAGCAUCAGUGAGCUCAUCAACGCCAUGAAGCAAAUCAAGCACAUUCCGGAAAACAAACUAGUCAGCUUGGCAUCAGCCCUGGAUGAAAAUAAGGAUGGCAAGAUCAACAUCGAUGACCUUGUCAAGGUGAUCGACUUGGUGGACAAAGAAGACGUUCAAAUUUCCACCAGCCAGGUGGCUGAGAUUGUGGCAAUGCUGGAGAAGGAGGAAAAGGUUGGAGAAAAGGAGAAGGCCAAGGAGAAGGCCGAGAAGGAGGCUGCAGAGGUGAAGAAUUAGGGCUGCCUAGUUCUUAGUCCCAUGGGGCCCCUCGUGCAUUUGCCUUCAUCCUGCCGCAACAGCUACAGUGGGAAUGACGUGAGAGUGAUUGCUUUGAGGUGAUUCUUAGUGGCCAAUCUAAUAUUUUAUCAGAAAUAAAUCAGAACCUUCCAUAAUCAAGUAAUUUUUAAUAUUUAUCAUUCCAUGAAGAUUCAAUAAAGCUGGAGCCCUGGAGCCCUCAAUAAUUCCAUCUGGACUCACGCCAUGGUUUGGUGCAGAGUGGCCCCAGCCACAUGGGCCAAGGGUGCAGUCUCCAGUAGAAUCACACUGGCCCUCUAGUUCCAGAGGUGACUCUGGCCAAUAUGAGCAGGAAGUCACCUCCCUGCACAUGUCCUCACCGUCUCAGGGUCUGACCAAGCCUCUGUCCCCCAAGAGGAGAGUGAGGACCAUGUGAACUACCAGUACUCACAAGGAACUGAGCAGCUGUAACUAUAUGUCCUUAGAAGCCUUGGGAUAGGAAUUAGAUAAGCACUAAAUUAGCCUUCCUUGGCUUUGAAGACAAUACUACAGUUAGUCUGAGGACUUGGAUCCCUGUAUCAGUGUGUAUAGAUUGGUCUGCUCACACAUUUUCAAAAGUUGUCUGUUGAGGCACACGUCCAUGGUCACUCUAAAAAUAGCAGCUCCCUGAUAACAGCAUCUAUGUCACAUGUGGAACCCAGUGUGUAUUGACCAGAGCUUUCUCAAUUUACCAUUGAACUCUACCUAAUUCUCUAACUGACCAGUACAAAAUUUUUGCACAUGACCAUCUGCCUAACUCAUGAGUAGUGCCUAUUGUAGUGGGCGAGGCACACUAAUUGAAGCUCUUAGAAAUAAAGCCUUUUGUAUUGGGCAGUUCACCAUGCUAUGCAGUACGGGACCUUCACUGGCCUGCAGCCUGAGCCACUGGCCUCUCAGUGGCUUUUCCUGUAAAAUUUAAAUCACACUGCAGACUGUUGCCAGGAUGAGGCUUUGUCCACAUCCUGAUCCAUAAUAAUAAGGCUUUACCUUAGCAUGUUGCAGGUUAAGUUCCCCAUCUCUUUGUUAUAACAAAUGCUAGUGGCCGUGUUUCUGGCCACUGAAAGUGGAGAAGUGUUGUCAUAAGGACAGUGACAUCCUCAGGGGCUUUUAGCAUGGUGAAACUCACAUGCUGAGGGCUUGCUAGCACCCCUCUGGGUGGAUCCUCCACUGGCUUUUGUCCAAAGCUCUUUAAUGAGUGGCCAGCAGCCUCUCUUACAUGGAGGGGACCACAUGGGGCAGGUGGGACUAGGAGUUCUGGGGCUUCACCACCUUCCCGCUCAGCUGUGGCCCACUCUUCCUAAGGCUGGUUACCACCUAUUAUCCUGUCCUUGUGAGGUGGAGUCAGGAAGAUCAAGGCCAGCCCAAACUAUGUAGCAAGAUCCCAUUUCAAAUGCCCUUUGGAAGACUCAAGACAUAGAAUUGGGAACUUAGAAACAGAGAAGCAGCUCUUGGAAAUGGCACCUUCUCAGUUACUUAAAAUUCUUUUCUUGGCCAUAAAGAAAAAGUGUAAUGAAGCAGGAAAAAGAUUAUUCAUCAUUAUGCUUCUGUUUGCAGCAUAGCAGUGUCUCAAAGGACACUUGUCCCUCUCACCUGGUGGGUACCUGGCAACAUCUAUUAGGCCUGGUAGCCUGAUGCCAGCUGUCAAAGUGAGAUUUUGUAAACAACCUUGUGGUUACCAAAUAUGUCCCUGCCAAGGAGCAGUAGCUGUUCUGUGAGCAGUCUGUUGUCCAGCAUUGUCCUCAGCCUUCUUAACUUUGCUGCUGCUAACCUCAGGAGCUCCCAUCUGUAUCCUCCACUGUCCUAGACUCUGCCCUCAUGGGUCACAGCAUCACUGUAGGAGGUAGGCUUAUCCUUCAGGUGUUGCAGGGUGGUUAGCACCCACAUGUGCUAGAGAGUCUGGGAUUUUGAGAACCUUUAGUUUUAGGAUCCUCUCUCGCUUCUGUUUGUUGUACUGCUUGAACCUUACUUAGUGUAGGCAGGUCUUAUGUCAGCUGCCCAUGUUUCACAGCUGCUGUGUUCCUGAGCACUCAGCUCUAGCAGGCAUUUGAGGGAGCUGGUGUGCCCACAUCUGUUAAAUGAAGCUAGUAUUUCCAAUGCAGGAGUCUCACAUUCCCUACUCUCCACCUCCACACUGCUUCUCACAUAGAGAUUCAGAAACUGGCAUGUAGAAUCCAUGGACUUUUUGUACUAUAUCAUAACCUAGACAUCUUAUGUGAAGGACACCAUAUGUUUCUGAACAGCAACUCUUCUGCAGCAUCCUCAUGACAUUGAACCCAGCAGGGUUGAGUGAACAAGUUCUGUAUCUUCUCCCAACCUUCAGAGGUCCAAAAGGCAUCCAGGCCGGGCCAUGUGUAAACAUCUUCUGUGGAGAUGGUUCUUUUGCUAAAACAUUAAGUUCCUGUAACAGCCCAAAGUAAUACUUCCAAGCCAUCUGAUGGCCAAAAAGUCAAAUGGAAACUCCUUAAGCACCUUAAGCUCUGGUUAUAGCACUGGGUAUCAGACAUACUGAUUUCAGAGGCACCUAAUGCCCUACCCCACCCCUAAGCCUUCUCAGUAAGUGUCAGCUCACCUUUGGAGGCCUGCCUCUAGGCCUCCUGUCUUGUGGGAGCUGUCUGAGAAGACCCAUGUCCCCUCGUCCUUUGAUACCAGCCCUGCUCUGUGGAGCUUGGGAGUCCCUCAUGUCAGACACUGUACUGUGCCAGGCUAACCCAGGGCCUUAUGACGAUAACACACUGUGUGGUGAUGUGUUUUUUAGGUAAUUUGAUGUAAGAUGAUUGAAUAAAGUGCCACUGAUGA